AUGAAGAAAAGGUAUUCUAAAGAGAUCAGGAUCCACAACGCUCCAAAGGGAGGGAAGGGCAGAAACAAGAAGAGAUCAGGAAGUUCUGACAAUAUUCGAAGAGGAGAAAAGGCAGAAAGAGAUGGCAAAAAGAAGCAGUUUAAGAGAAAAAAAGGCAUGGAGACUAAAGAAGAUCUUGACGAACAACUUGAUAAGUACUGGCUUAAAGGAAAGAAGUAUGAUAAGGUUGAGAAAGAACUCGAUAGAGAUCUGGAGGAGUAUAUGAAUACGAAGAGAAAACUGCAGGGCGAGGAGUCUAUUACUGACCAACACACUGAGGCUCAGGGUGCUGACCUCCAGAGUUUGAACCAGAAUAUCGAGCAGAAUGUGAAUUAUAAUCAAAUUCAGCCAGGUCAAGAUCUUCAAAAUUUGAACAACCAGAUUUCAAUGAGUAAUGUUCAGGAUUUAAACCAGGAACAAACUUUAAACACUGGGCAGACUCUUGACUCUCAACUCCAAGGAGGGGACACUACCCAGUUCCAGUAUACUCCAACUGGUCAGCCUGAAGGAGGGGUUCAGUACGAUCCUAACUAUGCUGCUCCUACACAGGAUGCCAAUAACCCUGGGCAAGGAUACAUGUAUCAGCAAUAA
This is a messenger RNA of Moneuplotes crassus, 630 nucleotides long. NCBI's taxonomy places the organism in Eukaryota, Ciliophora, Spirotrichea, Euplotida, Euplotidae. The record is from the annotation of a GenBank genome assembly.